Molecule: messenger RNA, 2070 nt
Organism: Trichechus manatus latirostris (Florida manatee)
Lineage: Eukaryota; Metazoa; Chordata; Mammalia; Sirenia; Trichechidae
Gene: FAM171A2
Product: family with sequence similarity 171 member A2
Exons: 9
Source: RefSeq, a predicted model, not a curated record
CCCAGCGUCCUCUCACGGCUGCUGCCGCUGCUGGGGCUGCUGCUUGGCGGCGCCUCCCGGGCUCCCGGCAAGUCGCCUCCGGAGCCCCCCAGCCCGCAGGAGGUCCUGAUCAAGGUGCAGGUAUAUGUAAGCGGGGAGCUGGUGCCUCUGGCCCGAGCCUCAGUGGACGUGUUUGGGAACCGGACCCUGCUGGCCGCUGGCACCACGGACUCAGAGGGCGUGGCCACACUGCCCCUCAGUUACCGCCUGGGUACCUGGGUGCUGGUCACUGCUGCCCGCCCUGGCUUCCUCACCAACUCGGUGCCCUGGCGUGUUGACAAGCUGCCCUUGUAUGCGUCUGUCAGCCUCUACUUGCUCCCCGAGCGGCCAGCCACCCUCAUCCUCUAUGAGGACCUUGUGCACAUCCUCUUGGGCUCUCCGGGUGCCCGCUCCCAGCCCUGGGUGCAGUUCCAGCGCCCGGCCGCCCGCCUGCCUAUCAGCUCCACCUACAGCCAGCUCUGGGCCUCCCUUACACCUGCCAGCACCCAGCAGGAAAUGCGGGCUUUCCCUACCUUCCUGGGCACCGAGGCCUCCAACUCAGGCAAUGGCUCCUGGCUGGAGCUGAUGCCAUUGACUGCUGUAAGCGUGCACCUGCUGACAGGCAAUGGGACCGAGGUGCCGCUCUCGGGCCCCAUUCACCUGACCCUGCCUAUGCCCUCAGAGCCUCGUGCCCUUGCUGUGGGCACCAGCAUUCCAGCCUGGAGGUUUGACCCCAAGAGUGGGCUGUGGGUACGCAAUGGUACCGGUGUGAUCCGGAAGGAAGGCCGGCAGCUCUACUGGACCUUCGUCUCCUCCCAGCUGGGGUACUGGGCAGCUGCCAUGGCCUCCCCCAUGGCUGGGCUGGUCACCAUCACGUCAGGCAUCCAGGACAUCAGCACCUACCACACCAUCUUCCUGCUCACCAUCCUGGCAGCCCUGGCCUUGCUGGUGCUCAUUCUGCUGUGUCUACUCAUCUACUACUGCCGGAGGCGCUGCUUGAAGCCGAGGCAGCAGCACCGCAAGCUGCAGCUCACUGGGCCCUCUGACAGUAACAAACGAGACCAGGCCACCUCGAUGUCCCAGCUCCACCUCAUCUGUGGGGGGCCUCUGGAGCCCGCCUCGUCAGGGGAUCCUGAGGCUCCGCCUCCAGGCCCACUCCACUCGGCUUUCUCCAGCUCCCGGGACUUGGCCACUUCCCGGGACGACUUCUUCCGCGCCAAGCCGCGCCCUACCAGCCGCCCGGCCGCGGAGCCUUCGGGUGCACGCGGGGGAGAUGGCGUCGGGCUCAAGGGCGCCCGCUCUCUGGAGGGCCCCGGAGGGCUGGAGCCGAGUCUCGAGGAGUACCGGCGGGGGCCCUCGGGGGCCUCGGCGUUCCUGCACGAGCCGCCCUCACCGCCGCCGCCCUUCGACCACUACCUGGGCCACAAGGGGGCGGCCGAGAGCAAGACCCCCGACUUUCUGCUGUCGCAGUCAGUGGACCAGCUGGCGCGGCCGCCGUCGCUCAGCCAGGCUGGGCAGCUCAUCUUCUGCGGCUCCAUAGACCACCUCAAGGACAGUGUCUACCGCAACGUCAUGCCCACUCUGGUGAUCCCCGCGCACUACGUGCGCCUCGGUGGCGAGGCGGGCGUCGCGGGAGCUGGCGAUGAGCCAACCCCGCUCGAGGUCCCGGCCCCAGGCCCAGCGCGCUCUUUUCCCCAGCCCGACUCCCAGCGCCCCCUGAUGCAGGGCCACUCGGGCGCGGGGGGCGAGGGCGGCGACACCGAGCCGAGCAGCAGCGAGAGCCGCACGGGCCUCUGUUCCCCGGAGGACAACUCGCUGACGCCGCUGCUGGACGAGGUGGCUGCUCCCGAGGGCCGGGCAGCCACGGUGCCCCGGGGGCGGGGCCGCAGCCGCGGGGACAGUUCCCGUAGCAGCGCCAGCGAGCUGCGGCGCGACUCUCUCACCAGCCCCGAGGACGAGCUGGGGGCAGAGGUGGGCGACGAGGUGGGCGACAAGAAGAGCCCAUGGCAACGGCGGGAGGAGCGGCCGCUUAUGGUGUUCAACGUCAAGUAG